Molecule: messenger RNA, 811 nt
Organism: Pleuronectes platessa (European plaice)
Lineage: Eukaryota; Metazoa; Chordata; Actinopteri; Pleuronectiformes; Pleuronectidae
Exons: 2
Coding region: 207-665 (152 amino acids)
Source: RefSeq, a predicted model, not a curated record
UCAAUCCACAACCGGGAGCACAGCUAAAGUAUAACAUGUAAGUGAUUACGCAGAUUACGCUUAGUCCUAUGCGUAAAACACAUCGUAUUGGCUCUUUGACGCCUUUUAUUUGUUAAAUCCAUAUUUAUUAUUGUUUACCGUUUUCCUCCAUAUAUGUUAGAGCACACAAACAUACACGAAAUGUUGUGGAGAGAGGAAUUGGGCAGAUGAAACGUCGGUUUCAUGUACUCCACGGCGAAAUACGCCUCACCCCAGAGAGGGCAAGCACAGUCAUCACUGUAUGUGCCAUUCUACACAACCUCUGCAAGCGGAGGAACAUUCCACAGCCAGACGAUGAUGACGAUGAAGAGGACGAUGACCCCGAUGAUGAUGAUGAUGGCGCUCGACAACAUGACAAUGAAUUUGGCCGUGUGGAACCGAGUGGACUGGCAUUUAGGGAUCACUUUGUGAAUACACAUUUUAGUGAACUGGUACCAGCAGCAGGAGGGAGAGGAGAGCCAGUGGGUGCACCAAGAGGGAGAGUUGGAAGAGAAAGGGGUGGAAGAGGAAGAGCUGUGAGAGGAGGUGCAGCUGGGAGAGGAAGAGCUGUGAGAGGAGGUGCUGCUGGAAGAGGAAGAGCUGGCAGAGGAAGGGCUAGGAGGGGGAGAAGAGGAAGAGCUGUGUGAUGUGAUGCUGCAGCUGGACUUUCAUCUUCAUUUCUCCUGUGGGGAAUAUAUAUAUAUUUAAUUUGUAACACAUUUUUGGGAAGUGGGUUGACCAGUUGCACGUUGUAAUUCUUCUGUAAAUAUUAAACAGAAAGGUUUUUCAUGAA